CUUUUUGUAUGUAUUUCUGCAAAAUCAGUUUUGGGUGCAAAAGAUGUUCAGUUAUUAGUCAAAGGUGCUUCUGUGGAUAUUGGUGAAUUUCCCUAACGUAGCUUUGCCUCUUCCUAUGCGGAGUGGUUGUAUUGCUUACUAUUGGUAUUGAAAAGUUUACUUUUUAGUUAGUUUGCUUUUGAAAAAGAUUGUGCUGAAAUAUUGUGUAAAUUCAACGUGUUGUUACUGGAAAUUGGACAUCUUCAUCUGUUUAACUCAGACGGUCAAUCUGUUUUGGUUGUUAAUAUGGUACUAUCUGUUCUAAAAUCCAAGUCUUUUCUAUAUUAGUCUUGGAAAUUAAUUUUCAUUGCUUGUGUAUUGAUUUCAUUUGCAACUUUGUUUAUGUUGGUCGUGUUGCAAUACUGAUGUAUUUGAAUCUGCUAUUAGAAGUAUCUGUAUCAUAAUCUGUUGGUUCACAUCUGUGAGCACAUGCAUUAUGCUUUGAGCGUCCUUUUCUAUGUCCUUGCAAAUACUGUAUAUGGGUUUGUUGAGCCACAUUUAGUACAAAUUUGUUAUGUUCACUGGAGUUGAGUCACUUCAAAAUCUUUUGCGAGAGCAUUGAAUGACAAAGUAGUUAACCUUGAUGUCAUUGUAGCCUAAUAGUAUUCUUCUGUGCAUGAGAACUGCAACUUGUGAAUUAUGCAUUUCUUUGACGUUUGUUUUCACUGUAUCAAUUCCUUAUUAGCUUACAGUUUGAAAGGAUACCAUGGAGGGCCAAUGUGCAAUCAAGAAAGAUGUCACCGAAUUAAUCGGAAAUACCCCAAUGGUAUACCUGAACAAUGUUGUAGAAGGUUGUGUAGCUCAUAUUGCUGCCAAGCUAGAGAUGAUGGAACCCUGCUCCAGUGUUAAAGACAGGAUUGCAUAUAGUAUGAUCAAGGAUGCGGAGGACAAAGGUCUAAUAACUCCAGGAAAGACUGUUCUCGUUGAGCCCACAAGUGGCAACACUGGCAUUGGAUUAGCAUUCAUAGCAGCAAGCAAGGGUUACAAGCUGAAGCUAGUCAUGCCAUCAUCAUAUAGUCUUGAAAGAAGAAUAGUACUCUUAGCUUUUGGAGCUGAGGUAUACCUCACAGAUGUGAACAAAGGUAUUCAGGGAGUUUUUGAUAAGGUGGAGGAGUUGCUACGUGACACACCUAAUAGUCAUAUGCUUGGGCAAUUUGAAAAUCCUGCCAAUCCAAAGAUUCAUUACGAAACCACUGGCCCGGAGAUAUGGAGAGACUCAGCAGGGAAAGUUGAUAUAUUGGUUUCAGGGAUAGGAACCGGCGGCACAGUAACUGGUAUAGGGAAAUUCCUUAAAGAGAAAAAUCCAGACAUCAAGGUAUACGGUGUAGAACCAGUGGAAAGUGCAGUAUUAAAUGGUGGUCCACCUGGGAUGCAUCUGAUCCAAGGAAUUGGUGCUGGCUUCGUUCCUCAAGUUCUUGAUGUUAGCCUGCUAGAUGAAGUUAUUCCGGUAUCCGGUGAGGAAUCUAUCGAGACUGCUAAGCUACUUGCCUUGAAAGAAGGUCUUUUGGUGGGAAUCUCAUCUGGUGCAGCAGCAGCAGCAGCACUAAAGUUGGCCAAAAAGCAGGAAAAUGCCGGAAAACUAAUAGUUGUUGUGUUCCCCAGUUUUGGAGAGAGGUAUCUGUCUACUGCACUCUUUGAUACCAUUAGGCAUCAGGCAGAAAACAUGACUUUCUGAUAGCAUUGUGAUAUACUGCUUCACACUUUUGGAUCCUUUAGUCAUUGAAAUAAUACACACAGCUCUUGUAAUUUAUGGCAACAUGACCCUAGACCCUUCAAUAACCACUUUGAGAUCCUUGCUAUCUUGGAUCAGGUCUCUUUCUCUUUCUCUUUCUGUUCAUCUUGUAACACAGUUCAAUUCAAGGUUUUAGACCAUCAAUAAAAUUUCCAUCUGUC
Messenger RNA from Fragaria vesca subsp. vesca, 1932 nucleotides. RefSeq names its product cysteine synthase-like. Bases 746 to 1714 code for a protein of 322 amino acids. The record is from RefSeq and is a predicted model, not a curated record. The transcript has 10 exons. Gene Ontology annotation, cellular component: cytoplasm. Lineage: Eukaryota; Viridiplantae; Streptophyta; Magnoliopsida; Rosales; Rosaceae. Gene Ontology annotation, molecular function: cysteine synthase activity.